AUGACCAUCGAGGAAUGUGCCCCGCUACCCACCUUUGACAUUACACCCGCGGCGAUUCUAGACCAUGCCAAUCAGGUUAUCCGCCGGGUCCAGCUGGACGUCAAUCAUUUAAUCGACAAAGUUGCAACUGGGGAUGCCACUGUUGAUACUCUAGUGCGUCCACUAGGCAACAUAGAUAACGAAUUCAAGUAUCACAUUCAGUACAUUGCCCUAUUUCAAUCAGUCGCGCCGUCCCCGGAUCUGCGCAAAGCAUCGUCAGAGGCAGUGAACCUGGUUAAUCAAGCUUACCUAGCGCUGUUCCAAGAUGAGCGCCUAUUCUAUCUACUCGACACCGUGUAUAGCAAGGUCAAUGAUGACAAUGAAGAUGGCGAGUCCAUACGUCUCCUGUCGAGAUUCCAUCGCAUGUUUGUCGAUAAUGGCCUCCGUCUGGCUGGGGCAGAUCGCGAUCGGUUUCAGCACAUCGUAAAGCGGUUGCUUGAAUUGCGUGUCCAGUUCAUGGACAACAUUGCCACCGACCCGGGGAGUCUGUGGAUAGCGACAGAUGAAUUGAAGGGCCUCGAUGAGGGCAUGCUAAAGAACCUCGAACGAGGCCCUUCUAGGAGUCGUAUUCGUCUGGAUCGGCCAACAGUCAGCACCAUUCUGGGAAAGUGCAGCGUGGCUCAAACCCGGCGAGAUGUAUUUCUGGGUAGUCAGUCAAUUUACUCUCAAAAUGUCAACAUAUUCCAGGAGACUAUCAGGCUGCGGCAUGAAGCUGCGCGACUGCUGGGGUUCCCGUCUUUCGCAGCACAACAACUACGGCACCAGCUGGUUAAAUCCCCCGGCGCUGUCACAGACCUCCUGGAGGACCUCAAGCAUAGAUUGCAACCACUUGCGAUCCGUGAGUUACAAGCCUUGCGGACAUUCGCUCAUCUAGAAUCACCGCUUCAUCUGUGGGAUUUCGACUACUAUCACCGCCGCAUGCUGCAGGAACAGUAUUCUGUCAGCCAUGAUUUGAUCUCCGAGUAUUUCCCAGCUGAACAUACGAUUCAGCGGAUGCUGGGCAUCUUCGAGAGGCUAUUCGGAUUAUCAAUUACGGAAGUUACAGAGAAGACCGACCGGAAUGUGUGGCACUCUGAUGUCAGGAUAUUCGCAGUACGCGACAGACAGGAGUCUUCAGAAUCCUUCCUAGGCUACCUCUAUACGGAUAUCUACCCUCGGGCAGGGAAAUACAACCAUGCCGCCAACUUUAACAUCCAUCCCGGAUUUCAAAGGAAAGAUGGAAGUCAAUCUCCCGUCGCCACGGCUCUUGUGUGCAAUGUAUCGCCAGCUACAGCCGACCGACCAGCGCUUCUGCAGCACAGGGAAGUCAUCACGCUGUUCCAUGAGCUAGGACACGGAAUGCAUGAUCUCCUGGGAAGAGCCAAGUACGCUCUAUUUUCCGGCCAUCGAACUGUGCGAGACUUCGUCGAGGCACCCAGUCAGCUGCUGGAAUACUGGUGCUGGGUACCAGAGUGUUUGCAACAGCUCAGUUGCCAUUACACGUACCUGCCGGAGUAUUGUGAGCGAACAUUGGCUGAGGGGACUGUGAAAGAUGCCAGUCGACCACCGAGAGAGAUACCCCAGGACCUAGUCAAGGGACUUGCUGCCGUCAAACAAGUCAAUCAGGGUAUCUUGACCCUGCGACAAGUUGCCUUUAGUGCAUUCGAUAUGGAGAUCCAUGGCAAGCACGGCCAGGAAAUCUCGGAAGGCAAUGGAAUUGCCGAGCGAUACAAUUCGUUACUACAAGAAAUGACCCUCCUCCGGGGCCCUGAGGAAGUUAACUGGGGCCAUGGAUAUGCCACGAGCCAACAUUGCAUGUGGGGCCAAGAGGCCAACUACUUUUCAUACCUCUACACACGGACCUUGGCAGCAGACAUUUGGACCUCCAACUUUCGUGACGAUCCCAUGAGUGCGGAAGCUGGACUCCGCUAUCGACGGAUGAUUCUCGCCCAUGGCGGUAGUAGAGACGAGUUGGAGAUGCUCAGGGAGUUCCUGGGACGAUCUCCGUCUCCGGAAGCAUAUCUUGCGGAUCUAGGGGUCGGGGAGCAUGGCUGUUGA
Messenger RNA from Aspergillus tubingensis, 2076 nucleotides. Its product is annotated as M3 family metallopeptidase. The transcript is spliced from 4 exons. Gene Ontology annotation, molecular function: metalloendopeptidase activity. Lineage: Eukaryota; Fungi; Ascomycota; Eurotiomycetes; Eurotiales; Aspergillaceae. Gene Ontology annotation, biological process: proteolysis; peptide metabolic process. Gene Ontology annotation, cellular component: mitochondrial intermembrane space. The record is from RefSeq and is a predicted model, not a curated record. The coding region runs from base 1 to 2076 and encodes 691 amino acids.